GGAAGAGAAGAAGGUCCUUUUCCCAGCCAUCUUGUGGCUUCAUCUAGCGAAGUGUUCGCACCAAGCCUCGUAGAAUCGGAGGAAAAUCCUGCUGAAGGGGCGCCAUCAUGCCCGGACAAAUGCAAGAAGGCUUUGGUUGUCCGAUAACCAAUCGGUUCGACCAGCUAUUUGACGACGAGUCGGAUCCGUUCGAGCUUCUGAAGCAGGCCGAAGCGAGGAAGAAGGAGGCUGCUCUUCUCCCUGGUGCCGCCAAGACCGCAGCCCAGGGUGCGAAGCACCCAAAGAAAGAAACCCAGAAAGAAAGAAAGGUCCCGCUCACCGACAAGAAAGAAGAGAUCCAGGCCCCCGUCCCACUCAAGAAAGAUGGUCCCGGCAUGAGGAGAAUGGGGCGCAAGCCAGAGGGUGACGGCCCCAGACCCCAGGGCGGCCCAGGCGGCCAGGGCGAAGGGCGCCCCCCCACAGACAGACGGCCUGCGGACAGGCGGCCCCCUCGUCGCUUUGAAAGGCCCGCUGGAGAAGGCGGUGAGAAGACUGAGGGUGGUGAAUUCUCAGUUGAGAAACCAAUCGGUGACAGGCCCAUGAGAGGACGUGGUGGCGGCGGUGCCGGCAGAGGGGCUCGUGGAGGCAGAGGCCGCGGCAUGCCUCGCAGCGAUGGCUUUGACUCCCGGGGCAAACGAGAAUUCGAUAGACACAGUGGCAGCGACAAAACUAGUCUGAAGGGUGAGGAGAAGCGUGGUGGAAGUGGAUCUCACAACUGGGGCACCGUCAAGGAUGAGCUCAAUGAGCUUGACCAAUCAACCAACACUGAAGAGACCCCUGAAGGAGAGGAGCAUCCACCGGCUGACUCUGAGAACAAGGAGAAUGAGGUAGAGGAGGUCAAGGAAGAAGGGCCCAAGGAAAUGACUCUGGACGAAUGGAAAGCCGUGCAAGACAAGGAGCGGGCCAAGGUGGAAUUCAACAUCCGUGAGGCCAACGAGGGAGCUCAAUGGACCAGAGGGUUUGUGCUGCACAAAUCCAAAGCAGAGGUUAAGAAGGAGGAUCUGAUUGAAACCCCUAAGGUUGAGGAGCCUAAGCCUCAGCUGGAGGACGAGCACCACUUCCGUAAGCCAGCCAAUGACAUUACGGCCCAGCUGGAGAUCAACUUCGGAGAUCUGGGCCGUCCGAGCCGCGGACGUGGGGGACCACGUGGUGGCCGGGGAGGUCGUGGCCGUGGCGGUCCCAGUGGCGCUGAAGCCCCUAGGCCGGUCCGCACAGUAAGGACUGACAAGCCGUCAUCUGCGUCUGUGCCCAACGUGGACGACCCAGAGGCCUUCCCAGCCCUGGCUUAAGCCCCGGCUGCUGCCCUCAGGCCUACAGGAGCCUCCUGAGCACCUCCACUACGAGGCUUGCAUGUUCCUGGAUCCUUCAGCAAAGUGAAAUGAUGGAGACGACUGUCAUUAACCAUGGCAGUCAAUGUGAGGACUGAGUUUUACCCAAUAAAAACAAAAAGAAGAUGGAAAAAACAAAACAAAGUAAGGAGAAAAAAAAAAGUAAAAAAAAAAAAUGAAAAGGACUUCUUGCUACUCCGGGAGCAACUUAUUGGUAGAGGUUUUGUACUUGGAAACAAAGUAGCAGGGAUGUUUUCAUACAGUAUUUUUUUCAGAGGUUAUGCAUUGUCCAUUGAUACAUUUUUGUAAUUGCUGCUUGAAAAUAUGCAUUUUCAAAAUGUAAGUAUAAGAAGAGUAUCUGUUAGCUUGGUGUGUGCCAUUGCUUGCUUGCUUUGAAAUAGGCACCGCAGAGCUCCAACCCAAGCUCCUCGGCUCUGCCACACCAGGUAUUAUUGAUGAAGUUACAGCUUCAGUCAUUGAGAUUUAAGGAUUUUGUUUUUCUUUAGCACUGGGGUAUUGUUUUAUAUUUUAUACAGGUUAUUAUUUUAUGAUCUUAGGCCUGUAAAUCUUGACUAUUUUCAUAAAUUCUUUCAGAGACUAUUUCACAUGGUGCAAAUAAGACACUGCAUUGACGAAAUGGCGCCUAAAUCUGUAUUAAGGGUCUCUUUUUUUUCACAAAUAUUUUUAAGGAGGAACAUUAGGUCAUUUUGGAGGAGCACAUUGUUCAUGACUCUGCUAAAUUUACAUAGAUCCUGAGACUUUUGUCAAUUGGAUUUAUUUGAAGCUGCAGGUUGUUCCAUGUGUUCUGAUUUACUCGUAUUUGGAGUGCUGUUCACAAUCGAGUGUCUCUUUCUCCUCACGCAUUUCACCUCUGAUUACUCACCAUGUGGAAGUCAAUCAAAAGUUUUCUUCAAAGAGUGAUUCAGAGAGGAAGUGUCUUGAUGCAGCCGUAGCCUCCCUCAGGCCUACUGACUGUUUACACACUCCACUCGAGCAUCCUUCCACAGGUGUAAGCCCAGCUUCGUUUGUUUCGGCAAUCUGUUCUGUGCUGAUAUUUUCCUCCACUGUUGACUCGCCCUGUAGCUCUCACAGUGGCACCACUGCAUAAUUGCUCUGAAAGAAAUACAGUUGUUCAUUGUGUGGAACAACUGAAGUGCUCUACAAAUGUGUGAAUUCUAGCCCUGCUAUUAGAGACCUCUGUCGGUAAAUAAAGAUGGUCGAUAAA
This is a messenger RNA of Limanda limanda (common dab), 2592 nucleotides long. It is a transcript of the gene serbp1a, whose product is annotated as SERPINE1 mRNA binding protein 1a. The transcript has 9 exons. Lineage: Eukaryota; Metazoa; Chordata; Actinopteri; Pleuronectiformes; Pleuronectidae. The coding region runs from base 108 to 1328 and encodes 406 amino acids. The record is from RefSeq and is a predicted model, not a curated record. Gene Ontology annotation, cellular component: cytoplasm; nucleus. Gene Ontology annotation, molecular function: mRNA 3'-UTR binding.